Molecule: messenger RNA, 3715 nt
Organism: Ochotona curzoniae (black-lipped pika)
Lineage: Eukaryota; Metazoa; Chordata; Mammalia; Lagomorpha; Ochotonidae
Gene: ANKDD1B
Product: ankyrin repeat and death domain containing 1B
Exons: 14
Coding region: 907-2334 (475 amino acids)
Biological process (GO): protein localization to T-tubule; regulation of cardiac muscle contraction; signal transduction
Cellular component (GO): T-tubule
Molecular function (GO): protein binding
Source: RefSeq, a predicted model, not a curated record
CAGUGGUGGAAGAAGGUGCCACAGAUAGUGCUUGGCUUGUAGUCAGCUGCCUUCCCCUGCUGUGAUUUCUGCUUUGUGCAUCUGUGCCCCAGACUCCUCUCAUGUAGGGGCAUCCCUUGUGCUGCCUGUUCUUUAAAGGCUUCCAGAGACAGGUGCCACUCGGAGAUACCAGGGAGGGAGGCCGUUGUGGGACAUGGCUCCUCUCUCCUGGAGAAGUUGCUUGUCCUUGCCUGAACUUGGAGGGGUGAGACUCAGGAAGACCACUUGGCAGCAGGUAUGCCUCAGGGAUCCCUCCCAGAAAGGAUGGCCUGACACUCCGCCAUGACAGAAAGCUGAGGAAAUCUUGUAGUCAUGCAGCUGUGGAAUGCUUGAUGGUGUGUGAUGAGUGGUGUUUGCCGAGGGCUUGGCUAUGCUUUCAUACCCUCCAGGGAAGCAUGUUUAUAUGUGUGAUGUGAAAUGGGCUGCGGUUUAGGGUUUGGUCCCUGCAGGGCUGGCAUCUGUACCUUAUCUCUGGGCUAGCUGCUGCAGCCUUGGGACUCCUCCCUGCCUAACCUUACACACAUUUUUACAAACCAUGAUUUCAGGGUGAGCCUGUGAGCAAUGGUUUGUUUGGGAGCCAGGAAUAACUUUAGGGUAAGAAACAACUAGAGAAGAUGAAAUGGAUCUUGCCAUGGUAGCUUUACCAAGGAGUGAGGCCCUGCUGCCCUCCUUGGAGGCAGACGGUUGGGGACCCAGGCCAUUGUUCCUGAGUUCCAGGGUGCUCUUCCUCUCUAGGUCUUUGCUGUUCCCUUGUCAGCCUGGCUUGUUCUCUUUCAGUACUGCCCAGUGAGAGACGCUUUCAGGAUGCUGCCAAGAGCAAUGACUUGGACCUGAUGGAGAAGCUGUUUGCGAAGAAGGUUAACAUCAAUGCUGUCAACAGUCCCAGGUCAGAGGGCUGGCUUGCUUUCUCCUCAGAUGAACCGCACAGCCCUUCACUUUGCCGUUGCGAGAAACCAUUUGUCAGCCGUGGACUUCCUGUUGAAUCACAAGGCCAGGGUGGAUAUUGCUGAUAAGCAUGGCCUCACGGUGUUACACCUCGCAGCCUGGUCUGGAAGCCUGGAGACCAUGCUCAUGCUGGUGAAAGCUGGAGCCGACCAGAGAGCCAAGACUCAGGAUGGGAUGAAUGCUCUCCACUUUGCAGCUCAGAGCAACAAUGUGCUGGUUGUGGACUAUCUCAUUCAGGAUCUGCACCUAACUGACCUGAACCAGGCUGACAAGAGAGGAAGAAAACCAUUUCUCUGUGCAGCAGCAAGGGGCCAUGUUGAGAUGAUAGAAAAACUCAUCUUCUUGAAUCUGCAUUCCUCAGAGAAGGACAAGGAGGGAAACACAGCCCUGCACUUGGCCGCAAGGAGUGGACACAGUCCAGCUGUACAGCUGCUGCUGACUCAGUGGCAAGGAGUGGACGAAGUCAAUGAGGAUGGAGAGACGCCCUUCUUCCUGAGUGUCCAGGAGGGUCAUGAAGAAUGCAGCCAAAUACUCCUGGAGGCGGGAAGUGACAUCAACGUUAGAAAUAAGCUCAAUGUCGGGGCCUUGCAGACUGCAGCCCGGAAUGGUCACAAAGCCCUGGUCAACCUCCUUCUGCGGGAGAAUGUGGACCUGUACCCAGGCUCGGGCCCCACAGAGUCCCCUCUGCAUCUAGCAGUGGCCCACAAUCACAUGGCCGUGGUGACCAGCUUACUGCAAGCCCAGCAUGACACCAAUGUCCUCAAUCAGAGGCAGCAGACGCCCCUGCACGUGGCUGCUGACCUUGGGGACGUGGAACUGGUGGAGAUGCUGCUGCAGGCGGGCUGUGACCUGAAGGCUGUGGACAAGCAGGGAAGGACGGCCCUGGCUGUGGCCUCCAGGAGCAGCCACAGCCUGGUGGUGGACAUGAUCAUCAAGGCAGAAAGAUUCUACGCUUGGAGACAGGAGCAUGGUGAGGACCCUGACACCCUGGGCCCUGUGACAUUCAAGCAGGACCACAGCCUGGAGACGAGGCCCAUGCGUACACUGCUCUGGGACCUGGCUUACCGGCAGCUCAGGCCCCGCGAGUGGCAGAGGCUGGCCCGGUGCUGGGACUUCACAGAGGAGCAGAUCAGAGCCAUCGAGCAGCAGUGGGUGGGGAAGGAGAGCUUCCGUGAACAUGGCCACAGGGCCCUGCUCAUCUGGCUGCACGGGUCCUGGCUCAUGCAACCCCACCCUGCCAAGCACCUGCAUGAGGCGUUGGUGCGUGCAGGCCUCCCAGAACUGGCCGAAAAGACUCGUCAAUUAAAAAAUGGAACCAACUCGAACUCCAGGAAAUGCACAGUUUCAUAAAUUCUGAAAGAAGUUGUUCCAUGACUUUCUUUUAAAUUCUGCUCCUCUUAGGCCGUAAAUGUCUUCUGUUGGCACUAACUUUCCUCCCAACCCUGGGACGGUGCUGACCAGGGCCUUGCACAGAUGGACGAGGAGCAACACUGUACACCUCCCAGAUACCCAUGUAGGUUUUGCUUAAGGCUGUUGUCCAUCUGUCACUUAAUGCAGACAUGUGAUCAUCUAGGAGGGUCUACGUACCACAUCUUAGGCUGGCGAUGGCAGCAGAUCUACAGUGUGGCGACCCAGGAGUUUUAGAGACACUUUUGCUGUGGAGUCGCCAUAAAUCCCUGGGCCUGUUGCUGCUGUUCAGGCUGUCAGACCCUUGGCUUCCCUCCCUGGGACUGGGGUUUGCCAAUCAUUACAGCAUGCCUUGGAUGUCACCGUGCCAGCUGCCUCUCCUCAGUGACUCUGGGUUUGGAUCUGGUUGUCAUUUGGCUUACAUCACAUAUAAAUGGAAAGGACCAGAAGUAGACCCAUUGGCAUGUAUUGCCACUUGGUGGUAGAAUGACAUAGUGACCACAUGCUACCCAGAUGAAUGUGGAAUUGGAAUCCCUAAGCCUCAGGCUGAAACCCUCCAUGCUCAACCCCAACCACUGAUAAGUGUGAACAGCCUGCAUCUCAUCUAUGGAUUUGUAAGUCUUGUGCUGACUGGAAACUGCCCACCUAAUGCUGCAAAUGCCCCAGCCAUGAUUCCAAAUCCUAUAUGAUGGCAGAGUGGUCCUGACCCAUCUGCUCAGCAGGGAAGCUUCCAGAGUCCUUGCUGCACCUCUCCCGGCCAGCCGAAAAGCCUCAUGAUGCAAAAACCACCGAAGGCACAGCACUGCUGUCUGCUGCUUCACUCUUAACGUGGAGCAUGGGUUCCCACCACGACCUGCUCACUGAGGUGGGGCCUGACCAUGUGGUUGUGGUUUGCAUGUUGAGAAUCCCUUACUAGCCAGAGACUAGAGUCCUCCAAGCACAGCUGAAGACCCACGUGUGAGCACCCCAGCCCGCUCAGGGUUAGGGUCAGGGUGAAUGGCCCAGGGCUGCUUUCAGGAGGUGAAUGCUGCCUCUGAAGACCAUUACCUGUGCAGAGGGAAGACCACGCUUGCUAGUCAGCAAGGUGUCAUGCUGGGUGGUGGGAGUGGCCCUAGUGGAGCUUGUGGUCUCUGAUGUGCCUGGGAGCAAGUCGCGUGUGAAUUUGCUCAUGAGACACUGCCUGACACUUGUGUACUUCAGAAAACUCUCAUGUCCAUGCUCAGAAAACGCUAUCUGCCUAGUUUUUCUGUCCUAAAAGCACUAUGUGGCAGCAGGGAACUGUUUCCUGGAAUAAAAUAGGGCUCUCUGUCUUCUGUCCCAAGGG